CAGGUUUAAGUGGAAGUUACGCCAAAACUGGCUCGUCUCUAACAGUGGCCUAUAUUAGUGUCUAACGGUGGGCUCUGUUGGUCUAUGGAUGCUGGGACGGUAGGUUGACAUUGAUAUCAGCGGCCAUUCGCUGUACGUACAGUACUGUACAAAUGUCGCGAUGAGGAGAGCCUGGCUGUGGCUGGUGCGGCCAGGCGCCACACUAAGUUGUCUGGUCAGCGCAUGUAAAGUCGAGGCUAGCCUUGUAGGUAGGAAUCGCUCUGGGAGAGUUUAAUGUGGCUUCACUCGUCACUCUCGUUGUCGCGAGCCUGAGAGGUGUUGGAGGGUGCAGGGCGAGCUAUGAUACACUGACAAGGGGAGGGAGGGCUGUGUGCAACCACUACAGAGGGGAACACUGCCUCGCUUGUGUGGCGCUUGUAGGUGAAAGGUAUAUUCCAGGCUGUUUUUGCGUAAGCGAAGGGGUUGAGUUCUGAAUUCGCUGUUGGUUAUGUGGCUGGGGUUUAUGCAUUCGUGGUCUUCGGGGUUGGUGACUGGCUAGUGAUAUGUGUGUCUUGCUCUUCCCGGGUUAGAGUUGUUGGAGAGAGCCCUAGGGGCCUAUUUGGCUUGCUUUGUUGCGUAUUGCAUGAAUGGGAGGUGCUCCCUUCGCUGGAAACACUCUCUGUCGGUUGGUGGCAGUGGUUGGAAACAUGCUCCUGCCAGGCUGCAUUGGCCAGGGGUGAGAGGCCUAGUGCUCUAGGGUUAGAGAGAUAUAUAUAAGAUAGAGUAGCACAGAAUGUGUUGCUACUGUCCAGGCACUUGGUCCACUUGGUUUACCGUGUUAUAUUCCGAUUUAUAUUCCGAUUUACAUUAUGGGCGAUUGGAUCCUCAGGCCGCUAGAGCGUCUAGAUAGUUGGGAUGGCAAGUGCCUGUGGUAUAAAACGCGAAAGCUUGGUGGCAGAGAGCAAAGGUGCUCUAGGAAGUUGAAAGCGCGUGAUGGGGAUAGAGAACAGAUCCUGGCAAAUGUGACAGAGCUCGUUCAGGAAGGGAGUCGACCACGAGACGAUGUUUUGCGAGAACUAGCAGGGCUGAUGCUAUGUCCCGCAAACCACCGCAGUACGAUCAAUCAACAGUUACUUUGUGAGCACUGGAUUGCACGAUGGGCCGAAGAUCACAUCGAUGAAGAUGACUCAGAUGGAAGGAGCGAUAAUGGUGAUGAAAAUGAUCAGAACCACGAAGAUGACUAUUUUCCAUCUAAUGACCUAGAUACCCAGGAACACCCGGAUAUAGAUGACUUCGAAGACUCCGCAUACUUCUCCGACGACAACAGCAACUCAUCUGUCCAUUCAGAUAUCUCAGGCGGCAGCGCGGACCUCGAAAUAUCUACCUUACCUCUAGAUCAAGACGAUGAUCCAACCCACCUACCAUCCUUAACAAGCACUUUAGCCCCACAGCCAGCUGCAACCAACAAUCCUCCCGCCAUCCCUGCACAUAUUCGCUCCUACAGCCCCUACACCACCCAUUCUCCACAAGAAAUAUCCCGCGCGCUCCAGACCAAACUCGAACAGGCCCUCAGCCCCGCAGAAAUCUCGGGCCGCAUCAUCUACGGCUUCCGUGAGGUGAUAGGGAGCCCAUAUAUCAAGAUCGGCAUCACGAACGACUUCGGCAGGCGCCGUGGCGAGCUUUCCCGCGGGUGUGGAUAUAGAUGCGAAGAUCUUGUAUUCCAACUAGAAACAAGGCAUGCAAUGAAGGUGGAGCAUUUGGUGCAGAAGCAUCUUGCUGCGGCGAGGCGGAGAGAGGAUGUGUCGAGGUUUGUGGGCCAGGGGGGCUGUAAUAUACAUAUGACGCAUGUUGAGUGGUUUGAGGUGGGGGAUGAAAGGGUGGCGGAGGUGGUGGAGGGGUGGGUGCGGUUCAUGAAACUAAAGCCGUUUGGAGAGGUUGGUGAUGGCGAGGCUUGGGAGCUGAAGAGAGAGUGGAAGGGAAAACUUGGGGAGGUCGAGGCGGAUCACGAGGAGGGGGAUAGGUGGCUCCGGUGGUUAGAGAGGCACGCUCCUGCUACGACUUCGGACACAAACCUGGUCGUAAGCGUGGACGUGACAGAGGACGAAGGGGUCGAAGAAGUGGUGGGAGAAGCGGCUGCUUUCGUUCCUGACUUCAUCCGAUCAACCACUAACGACGACUUUCUACCACCCUUCCAGCAGCCAACCAGCCCUACAGAAACUCACACCGCUUACCUCUACACUACAUCUAUACCGCCCUACCUUCCGCCCACUAACCCAGGGCUGCCGCAACCGAACCUGGUCACUAGCUUCCUAUUCCACGCCCUACAGCUUGUCUUCUUUCUCACCAUCGUGGGAAAUAUUUCAUGCCAGCAGCUUGCUAGCCUCGUGCUACUAGGGUUUGCGACAUUAGUGGCCCGGCAGAGUGAUCGGGCGAUGACAGGAGAGAGUGGAGAUGUUUACUCGGGGGUGCUAAGAGGGGUAUAUUAUCCGGAUUUAACAGGAAGGCUAGCUGCAAUGGAUAGAUAGGGGAGGCUAGGACUGUUAGAAGGAGGGUGGGGGAUGCAGGUACGACAGACGGGGUGAUUAUACGGUUGACGCGGAGGGGGAUGGGAUGCAACGGGUGAUUAUAACGCAGAGGGAGA
This is a messenger RNA of Pseudogymnoascus verrucosus, 2620 nucleotides long. RefSeq lists its product as uncharacterized. NCBI's taxonomy places the organism in Eukaryota, Fungi, Ascomycota, Leotiomycetes, Thelebolales, Thelebolaceae. The record is from RefSeq and is a predicted model, not a curated record. Bases 849 to 2504 code for a protein of 551 amino acids. The transcript is spliced from 2 exons.